AUGGGGCUGUCCUAUAACGUCUACCUAACGUCCGCCAAAAUUUUUGGGUGCAAGGCGUGCAAAACUCAUCUCGCUGAUUAUGACGACAUCAUAAGCCGGAAUUUCCGGGGCCAACAUGGCAAAGCGUACCUCUUCAAUAAUGUCGUCAAUAUCACCCAGUCGGAGGCUGUGGAACGUAGCAUGACCACGGGGAGGCACAUCGUCCGUGACAUCGCUUGCAGACAAUGCAGAGAAACGGUAGGGUGGAGAUACGAUAAAGCGUACGAAAACAGUGAGAAAUACAAGGAGGGGAAGUUCAUCCUGGAGGAGGAGCUCCUGUGCGUGGUGUGCUAG
Messenger RNA from Aspergillus calidoustus, 333 nucleotides. Lineage: Eukaryota; Fungi; Ascomycota; Eurotiomycetes; Eurotiales; Aspergillaceae. The record is from the annotation of a GenBank genome assembly.